This is a messenger RNA of Peniophora sp. CBMAI 1063, 771 nucleotides long. The record is from the annotation of a GenBank genome assembly. Lineage: Eukaryota; Fungi; Basidiomycota; Agaricomycetes; Russulales; Peniophoraceae.
AUGGGCCAUACGAAAGAAUCGCGCGCGGUGGCGAAUUCGGACAACACACCCUUUAUCCGCAAUGUACCCGUGCGUCUCAACGCAUCAAGUUUAGGGUCAGGAGGCGCUCUGGGGCUCUCGCACACGGAGGGUACCGCUUCACCUGUCGGUGCGCCUAUCGAUCAUGGACAGGAAACGCAAGAUCCGAAGCUCGUCGCACUUACUACGACGUUAUCGAGUCUGCAGCGGACUCUGGACAGUGUAUAUGAAGCUUUCUCAGACGCAGAUGACGCAUCCCGCCGAGCCGCGGAUGAGGUUGACAGGUAUACCAAGAGUCUUGAAAGUGCCGCAUCCGGUGAAGAGAUACUGCCAUUACUCGCGCGGAUUGUGCAGGGCAGCCGGGUGCGCACCGGCGUGGAACAGGACUAUACGCCUCAGAUCGUAGCGCCACCGGCCACCUCGCGGGACCCGACGACCUCAACCGCGCAUUCAGUAGCCGACUUAUACCCCUCGUUUCAACCAAUGUCUCGGCGGGCACCUUUGCACUUACGGUUCAAUGCGGAACCCGAGCGAACGAUGCUUGUCACACAACCUCUAUCGGCGUCGCGCCGUGGUUUUAUGAUGCAUCGGCGGGUCAGCGCACAGGAAGACGGAGAACUCGCGGAGGGUGACCCCGUCCUCGCGUCCCCUCUGAGUGAACACAUUUAUCGAUUUGUUUCAAUACGAAGACCACCUGCUGAUCUCGGGACACAGAUGGGAGGGUCAUUCCCCGUGGCCAUGGUUGAUUCGUAG